GGGAUCACCCCGACCUACGCCCGCACCAUUGUCGACAUCCCUCGGGGGCGAGCUACUGGGUAGUAUCUGAUGUUGUUUGACAUUCGGUAACAGCGUGCUCCUCGUCUUCUCUGUCUCCUUCUGGUUCUUCGAAGUCCUUAAAGAGCUCGUCAAGGUCAAUUUCUUCGGGUGGAGGAGCCCGAGGAAUGGUUGUUUCAUCUUCGUCUGGAAGAAAGAGAGGUUCCAUUCUUGACGGUGAAAUUGAAUAAGGACGCGUUGUUGUGAUUUGUUUACGCAUCCAUGGUUCAACCAAACGUGUCUGACGGAAUCGCGUACUGGACGAGUCAACCUGCCACAGUCGAUGGGGUGCUAGGUGGUUUUGGGUCAGGUUCAUUACCUCGCGUCGAAUCCCUCGGUUCUCGUCUCUUCCUUCUCAGUCUUUUCCCGGAAUUGUGUACCGUUCCAUCUGCAGUAAAACCUCUGAAUGUAUCUUCCUCGCGUCUCCCCAUUCGUGCUCUAGACGUUGGUGCAGGCAUUGGACGAGUCACUCGUGAUACUCUACUGCAUCUCAUACCACAUGUGGUACUACUCGAACCUGUCGAAUCGUUCAUCCUACAAGCACUGUCCAGCGCACGCCUCUCAGUCUCUGACCAUUCUAUAUCCAAACACGCUCAAUGGCCAGGUCUAGCAGAUAAAUCCAAAAGCGUCACUUUCAUCCAGUGUACCCUACAAGGCUGUGACCCAUCUCACCUCCUCUCAGAAUCAGCAAAAUAUCUUAAUCGGGUAGGGUCGAUGACAUCAGAAGACCCAAUGAACGAUAUCGACUCUGGUUUCGAUGUCAUCUGGUGUCAGUGGUGUUUAGGCCAUCUGAAAGACGACGAUUUGAUCGCUUUCUUCAAGAGGAGUAAAAUCGCUCUGAGGCAGGACAAUGGGUAUCCUGGUCGUAGUCUGAUAGUGGUGAAGGAAAAUUUAUGUUCGGAUUCAUCGGGUGGUGGUCCUAGAACUACUUUUGAUGAAGAGGAUUCCAGCUUCACGAGAUCGGAUGCAGCCUGGAAAACUGCAUUUUCAGCAGCCGGUUUGGAAGUAGUGAGAGAACAGGUCCAGAAGGGACUACCGGAGGGGCUAUAUCCAGUAAAAAUGUAUGGCUUACGGUGAGGUAACUUUGGGAAGAGAAUCAGCGUUCGGCAGUAAAUACACACAGGUUAAUGGUAAUGAAGUGAAUUAAGGUACCAUUGGGACGAAGGGGGGGGUAGUAUAAUAAUCGGAGUGCAAAGUUCGAAUGAAUAAAAAUACAGCCAUCCAUAU
Marasmius oreades (fairy-ring Marasmius) is the source of this 1284-nucleotide messenger RNA. RefSeq lists its product as uncharacterized. NCBI's taxonomy places the organism in Eukaryota, Fungi, Basidiomycota, Agaricomycetes, Agaricales, Marasmiaceae. Gene Ontology annotation, cellular component: cytoplasm. The transcript has 6 exons. Gene Ontology annotation, biological process: N-terminal protein amino acid methylation. Bases 280 to 1134 code for a protein of 284 amino acids. Gene Ontology annotation, molecular function: N-terminal protein N-methyltransferase activity. The record is from RefSeq and is a predicted model, not a curated record.